Phragmites australis (common reed) is the source of this 799-nucleotide messenger RNA. Its product is annotated as histone H2B.1-like. Gene Ontology annotation, cellular component: nucleosome. Gene Ontology annotation, molecular function: DNA binding; protein heterodimerization activity; structural constituent of chromatin. The record is from RefSeq and is a predicted model, not a curated record. The coding region runs from base 69 to 527 and encodes 152 amino acids. Gene Ontology annotation, biological process: nucleosome assembly. Lineage: Eukaryota; Viridiplantae; Streptophyta; Magnoliopsida; Poales; Poaceae. The transcript has a single exon.
AAUUCUCUCAUCUCUCAAAUCGCCAAGCCUCCAACACAUUCGUCGACUAGCAACCGCAGCCAAUUCCCAUGGCGCCCAAGGCCGAGAAGAAGCCAGCUGCGAAGAAGCCGGUGGAGGAGGAGCCCGCGGCUGAGAAGGCGGAGAAGGCUCCGGCGGGGAAGAAGCCCAAGGCCGAGAAACGGCUCCCGGCGGGAAAGUCCGCCGGCAAGGAGGGCGGCGACAAGAAGGGGAGGAAGAAGGCGAAGAAGAGUGUGGAGACCUACAAGAUCUACAUCUUCAAGGUGCUGAAGCAGGUGCACCCGGACAUUGGCAUCUCCUCUAAGGCCAUGUCCAUCAUGAACUCCUUCAUCAACGACAUCUUCGAGAAGCUCGCGGCCGAGGCCGCCAAGCUCGCGCGCUACAACAAGAAGCCCACCAUCACCUCCCGCGAGGUCCAGACGUCCGUCAGGCUCGUCCUCCCCGGCGAGCUCGCGAAGCACGCCGUCUCCGAGGGCACCAAGGCCGUCACCAAGUUCACCAGCGCUUAGGCCAUCCAGCUGCCCUCUCGUGCUGUGCCCAUUUCCCCUCUAGAAGUAGCCUGGGUGUCGCAGCAGCGGCGGUAGUUGCCUACCUCGCUUGUCACCACUCCUCUGUAGUAGUUGGUUUAUGCUGUUUAGUCUAGUGGCGUCUGGCUGAUUCUUGUAAGAAGCGUGUGAUUGUGCUCUUGUGAUUCUGGUGUCGUGAUCCUAAAUAGUAACGUUGGUUAUCGCAACUUCUGAUGUCAAAUCUAUGUGAAUUAUUGCGUUUGUUGCCUGGUUUU